AUGAUCGAGACCAAUAAUAUAUUAUCCAAUCCAGAAGAUCAAUUCCUUGUCGGAGAGGGAACAUAUGUGCUCACAGAAGACUUACUCCUUGCGACACCUCCGCCUCAUCCUUCAGAAGCCCCCGUUAUCAAUCCUAACCCGCUCGCCACCAACCCACAGCCCGCUACCGCCGGCACAAAAGCCUCUCUCCUGAAUCUUGAGGCACGCCAGCCUCCGCCCGCUUUCUAUAAACUCGCCGCCACAGCAACCUUGACCGGAAGCAUAGCCGAACAUCCCAACGAGUGGAGGCUGUCUAACGACGCCAAGGUUAGCAGUGAUGGAGAUGGUCGAGAAACAUCAGUCAGUGAUGUCGGGGCCCCGGGUUCUGCCACGGCAGUGUCUGCUCCGGCGUUUGGUGACGGAAACGCGCUCCUCGCCCCUGAAAGGUUCAAGGACCCGAACAAGCGCCGGAAGCCGAAGAACAAUAUGACCAAGAGCAACUCAUCCUUCAUCUCGCGCGUUAUAAUCAACGAAACAUUUUCCAAGAAAAUGGCCGACCGGCCCAGCGAUGGUACCUUUGUAUUCGCGAAUAUCAACCGUGCUUUCCAGUGGCUGGAUCUAUCAUCCCCCUCGAAAGCUGAUUACUUAACUAAGAUCCUCUUCACCAAGGCUCAUUGUCUUAGCCACGAUGUCAACCAAAUCACAAAGAGUACUGGCCAUAUAGAUGUCAUUAUGGGGUUCUCUACGGGUGAAAUCAUCUGGUGGGAGGCAAUGUCUCAGCGAUAUACGAGACUAAACAAAAACGGCGUUAUCAACAAGACUCCGGUAUCACAGAUACGCUGGAUCCCCGGCGCUGAGAAUCUUUUCUUAGCUGCACAUAUGGAUGGCUCGUUGGUCGUUUACGACAAGGAGAAAGAAGACGCCAUUUUCAGCCAGGAAGAAGAGGAGGCUCAGCAGGAGACUGAUAAUACGUCUUCCACUAUCAAGCCUUCAGAUAAAAUAUCAGUAUUGAAGUCUGUUCACUCGAAAAAUCAGAAAACCAAUCCAGUUGCUAUCUGGAAACUCUCCAAUCAACGAAUUAAUGCAUUCAGUUUUUCCCCAGAUAAUCGCCAUCUAGCUGUUGUUUCAGAAGAUGGGACGAUGCGGAUCAUCGACUAUCUCAAGGAGGAACUACUAGGCCUGUAUAAUGCGUACUAUGGUGGAUUCACCUGCGUCUGUUGGUCUCCGGAUGGUAAAUAUGUCCUGACGGGAGGACAAGAUGAUCUGAUUUCUAUCUGGUAUCCGCAAGAGACUACACUUAUAGCACGAUGUCAAGGACACCAGUCGUGGGUGACAUCGGUUGCGUUUGAUCCGUGGAGGUGCGAUGAGAAGAAUUAUCGUUUUGGCAGUGUAGGCGAGGACUGUCGACUUUGCUUAUGGGAUUUCAACGUGGGGAUGCUGCAUAAACCCAAAAUAUCGUCGCACCGACAACGCGGCUCGGUUUCGUCCCGUGUACCAACGCUGCACCGCGCCGAGACCCAGAGGACGUCAUUAGACGGUGAUGAUGUAGGAAUAAGCAUUAAUUAUCCUGUUGAGCCGCGGUCCAAUGUAGCAAUACUGCCGCCGGUAUUAAACAAAGUCGCCGACAAAGACCCACUAAGUUGGAUCGCAUUCACUGAAGAAUCUAUCAUGACAAGCUGCAAGACUGGGCAUAUCCGAACCUGGAAACGGCCAUUAGAUUCGCACGCAUAA
Xylaria bambusicola is the source of this 1710-nucleotide messenger RNA. Its product is annotated as WD40-repeat-containing domain protein. Bases 1 to 1710 code for a protein of 569 amino acids. Lineage: Eukaryota; Fungi; Ascomycota; Sordariomycetes; Xylariales; Xylariaceae. Gene Ontology annotation, cellular component: cell division site; nucleus; cell tip. The record is from RefSeq and is a predicted model, not a curated record. Gene Ontology annotation, biological process: carbon catabolite repression of transcription. The transcript has 6 exons. Gene Ontology annotation, molecular function: protein binding.